AUGUUUCGUCUUGCAUUAACACGUCUUGUAGCAACUAGUAUAAUAACAAUUCGUCCUUCGAAAGUGAUUACUCAUCAUUAUCGUUAUUUUCUUCGUAAUAUUUCAUCACAAUCCAAUGAUAAUAUUCAACAAUCUCGAAUUCCUUUAGCUGAUAUAAAUCAAGGAGAAGAAUCUAAACGAAUGGGAGUUCAAUUUCGUUGUAAAGUAUGUAAUCACACAUUACAAAAAACUUUCACUCGUCAAUCAUAUGAAAAAGGAGUUGUAAUUAUUCGAUGUGAUUCAUGUACAAAUCUUCAUUUAAUUGCCGAUAAUCUAGGUUGGUUUAAAGAUCUAACAAAAGAUGGAAAAUUCAAAAAUAUUGCUCAAAUGCUUCAAGCAAAAGGUGAAACUAUACAUCGCAUAGCUGUUGCUCCUACUGAUGAUGAAUCAACAUUGAAAGAAGUAGAAGUAGAAGAAGAAACAAAAACAUUACCAUUGAGUGAUGGUAAAAUAACUACAUCAUAA
Molecule: messenger RNA, 504 nt
Organism: Adineta steineri
Lineage: Eukaryota; Metazoa; Rotifera; Eurotatoria; Adinetida; Adinetidae
Source: the annotation of a GenBank genome assembly